UUGACUGCAAAAUGAAUCGUGAUUCGUGAUGUUUAUGAAAGUCCUCAGCUGUGAAUCUACGAUAAAAUGUAAGAAACGAAAACACUUCAUUUACCGCCCUUCCCAAGAACAAUUCAUUGCUUAAAAUUUUGUUGCCGGUCGUUAACUCGUCUAUCGCGUAAAGAUGUAUCCGUCGGUAUAUUCAGUUCUUCUUGGUUAAUAUACAGUAUACAGUGCAGCGCUUCUUGGUCAAUAUACAAUGAGUGCCAGACAGAGAGCAAUUAAGGACGUGGAAAUGGCAAUGGUGGUAGAGGCAGUUGACCAGCUAUUGUCUUCCUCUGACAGUAAUUUCUCAGACGACGAAGAUUCUUCCUCUGACCGCGACGAUUUGCUUUCUCCGCUCAGUAUACGAGCUUACUUGGAGGGAACACGAUAUGCCGCUGCGAGAGAAAGCUUGCCGAAGAGUAAAGAUUUCAUCGAUAAUAUCCUGCCAUAUUAUCCUGAAGCCAGAUUUCGCCAGCACACGCGGAUGAGCAAGAGUGGGUUCAACAAGAUUUAUAUGCUUAUUAAGGACGAAGAGAUAUUCACCAACAAUUCAACAUGUCCUCAAGCGGAUCCACGAUUUCAGUUAUUUGUUACGCUAUACCGCUUUGGAUUUUACGGUAAUGCCGCUGGACUGGGGCCAGUGUCCAGUCACUGCGGUAUUGGAUACGGCACUGUGAACUUGUACACAGCGCGUGUAAUCUACGCCCUUCUCGGUCUUGAACCAGACGUCGUGAAGUGGCCGGACGCAGAGGAGCGGCGAGAGAUCAGCCGACGCAUAAGAGAGAAACACGGCUUUCCUUCAUGUGUAGGCUUUUUGGACGGAACAAUCGUUCCCCUCCAUCAAAAGCCGGCAGUUCACGGUGAGGCAUACUUUACAAGAAAGUACAAUUAUGGAUUAAAUGCAACAAUUAUCUGCGACGAUCGAAAACGCAUUCGAUACGUUCUCUGUGGCUUUACCGGCUCAGCCCACGACAGCCGUGUGUAUGGAAGCUCGAAGAUGGCAAUAAACCCGGCUAAUUACUUCAGCGAUGAUGAGUAUUUACUUGCCGACAGCGCUUAGCUUUGACAUCUACAGUAAUCGUUCCAUAUAAAUCCCAUCGUGCCGACAC
Molecule: messenger RNA, 1133 nt
Organism: Paramacrobiotus metropolitanus
Lineage: Eukaryota; Metazoa; Tardigrada; Eutardigrada; Parachela; Macrobiotidae
Exons: 1
Coding region: 239-1084 (281 amino acids)
Source: RefSeq, a predicted model, not a curated record